This is a messenger RNA of Anopheles funestus (African malaria mosquito), 1187 nucleotides long. RefSeq names its product MORN repeat-containing protein 4 homolog (gene rtp). The coding region runs from base 452 to 925 and encodes 157 amino acids. The record is from RefSeq and is a predicted model, not a curated record. Lineage: Eukaryota; Metazoa; Arthropoda; Insecta; Diptera; Culicidae. The transcript is spliced from 4 exons.
CCCACUGGGUAACGAUUCUCCGGUAGUGGGAGAAGGCUUCGAACACAAAUGCCUACUUCUGCGACUCCUGCAUGGUUUCGUUACAAAUCCACCACGCACUCGGUAUAGUGACGCGCGCUUGGCUACAUCUCGGAUAACGAACAUCCCGCCGGAAGGUUGCUGGUAGUCACCGGUCAGAGCAGGAAAUCGUACAAGAAAUAAAUCCAUUUCACCACCAUCCAUCGCGCAUGGUUCGGUAAAUCGGAUUUACGUUCGAGUACUGGCCAGCGUUAAAUUACAACCGACGAGAGGGAAAGUAAGAGACGUGUGCACGGACACACAAUCACACACGCCUACGCCAUAAGAAGUGUGAAUAAAAAAAGGAUUGCUUGGACAGUAGCAGUGUAGCGAGCGAACGGAACGGUCAGAACCACGGAAUACGUGUGAAAAACAGUAACAGCACCGGACAGCAAUGAUGGACAGUAUCCAGACGGGAGUUGUCAAAUGUGGCGGCUAUCGGUAUGACGAUGGGACACGCUACAUUGGCGAUUGGAACCAGCGGGGCCAGAAGCACGGCAUGGGCUCGAUGAUGUUCUCCGAUGGCACCCGGUACGAUGGCGCAUUCAGCAACGGUGUGUGUUCCGGGCUCGGUGUAAUGUGCUUUCCCGAUGGUGCAAAGUACGAGGGUGAAUUCAUGCAGGGCUGGUUCCACGGGCACGGUGUGUUCUGGCGGGCGGACGGUAUGAAGUACGAGGGUGAGUUCCGUGGCGGACGCAUCUGGGGUCUGGGACUGAUUACGUUCAGCGACCAGAGCCACGGAUUCCCGCGCAACGAAGGCUUCUUUCAGGAUUGCCGCUUGGUGCGAAAGAAGCGCUGUCCGGAUGUGAUUAAUCGUGCCCAGAAGGUAGCCCUUAUGGCACGUGCACAGUGCGAUCAGGGUAGUUAAGUGCGAACGGAAUGUCCACAACACUACGAUUAGGAUUCGCACGCGAUCGGUUUAGUAUGUUGGAUAUGUUCCUUUUAAUGCUACUGUUGGUUCGUUGUAUGUUUGUUCUGUUUUUUUGAACAUGUUUUUUUUUUGUUGUUGCAGUAUGCUAGUAGUUUUGUCGUAAGAUUUAAGGACUUAUAAAUAAGCAUCGACCAAGAAUUAGAGAUAAUGUUAAUACCGUGACUGUUUUCAUCCAAUAAAUAUAACUACCUCCUUAGAA